This is a messenger RNA of Chenopodium quinoa (quinoa), 1155 nucleotides long. RefSeq names its product 23 kDa jasmonate-induced protein-like. Lineage: Eukaryota; Viridiplantae; Streptophyta; Magnoliopsida; Caryophyllales; Amaranthaceae. The record is from RefSeq and is a predicted model, not a curated record. The transcript has 2 exons. The coding region runs from base 248 to 898 and encodes 216 amino acids.
GAGAGUUCCCUAAGCAAGUAGGAUGAAAUUGGGAUCCUAUUUGCUUGGGGUGAGAAUCGAACCCAUUUUACAGAAGGGUUUCCAACCAGCUAGACUAACCUUUAUUUUCAAUUUAUAACAUAGUAGUAGUAUAUAUAUGAACUAUUAAGCUCUAUAUCUUCACACAUUAAGCCAAGGUGAAAAAGGUGCUAAGUAGCUUGUAACAAUAAUUGAGAGAAGGAAAAAAAAAAACCGAUUUUAAUCGAGAAUGAAUCCCUUUGGUUCUCCAAUUACUGAUCAAACCUUGAAACAAAUGUCAAAGUAUAGAGGCAAAGAAAUAACACAAGAAGAUAGAGCGAGAGAGGCAAUGAGAUUGAUCCAUGCCGAAGACAAGAACAUUAGCGCUCUUGAACAUGUGCUCGGUCUUAAGUCCGGCUAUGGUAACGGAGUUUGCACAUUAUGCCUUGUGUAUAAUGGUACCGGGGAUACCCUUAAACUUGUAGAAAAGAAGGAUUGGUUGGGUUAUGUCUAUAAGGAGAACCCACCCAAUUCCUUUCAAAACGGUCAGUGGCUCGCCUUCUUACACGCCCACCCAACAUCACAGGCUUAUGGCUCGGAAGCUGCUCGGGUGUAUCGCGGUAAGAACAUCAAAGGAGAGGUUCGUGACUACAUGAUAGCUUGGUGCACCCCUUGGAGUACCAGCCAAAACUCGGCUUAUACUGAGGUUCGUGAAGAAGGUCACUUUCCACAGUACUGGGAUUAUAUCAAAUCUAGUCUGCUCGAAAGGGCUAAUAAAAUCACAGUAGAUGAUGAGAGCGACAAAAAUUGUGCAUCAGCUGUGAGUAUUGGUGGCAUCACUUCACCCGAAUUCAUCGCAGUACUGAAGCACAAAUUUACUCCAGAGCCAGCGAAAAAAUGAAAAUAAGAUGGGAUUUAAAGAUCUUAAGUUAUCAGGACUUUUCAUAUUUGUCUGUCUUAAUGUAAUUUUUCUUUGAUCUUUGUCUGUUUUUAUGUAUUGUUUCUUAAUGAGUUCCAGCAAUAGUACGUAAUAAAUAGAAACAAUUGUUGUGUGAAACUAAAGUCUUUCUGUUAGAGUCUAUGUGAAUGUUGUUUUACAAACAAAGAAUGUUAAAGCAUUCAUUGGAGGUCUUAUAAAGAUAAUGUUGUGGUUCUAUA